AUGACUACUGAUGAGACAGACGAAUGUCACCGGAUAAUGACUACUGAUGAGACAGACGAAUGUCACCGGAUAAUGACUACUGAUGGGACAGACGAAUGUCACCGGAUAAUGACUACUGAUGAGACAGACCAACGUCACCAGAUAAUGACUACUGAUGACACAGACGAAUGUCACCAGAUAAUGAUUACUGAUGAGACGGACGAAUGUCACCAGAUAAUGACUACUGAUGACACAGACGAAUGUCACCAGAUAAUGACUACUGAUGAGACAGAUGCAUGUCACCAGAUAAUGACUACUGAUGAUACAGACGAAUGUCACCGGAUAAUUACUACUGAUGAGACGGACGAAUGUCACCGGAUACUGACUACUGAUGAGACAGACGAAUGUCACCGAAUAAUGACUACUGAUGAGACGGACGAAUGUCACCAGAUAAUGACUACUGAUGAGACAGACGAAUUACACCAGAUAAAGACUACUGAUGAGACAGACGAAUGUCACCGGAUAAUGACUACUGAUGACACAGACGAAUGUUACCAGAUAAUGACUACUGAUGAGACAGAUGCAUGUCACCAGAUAAUGACUACUGAUGAUACAGACGAAUGUCACCGGAUAAUUACUACUGAUGAGACGGACGAAUGUCACCGGAUACUGACUACUGAUGAGACAGACGAAUGUCACCGAAUAAUGACUACUGAUGAGACGGACGAAUGUCACCAGAUAAUGACUACUGAUGAGACAGACGAAUUACACCAGAUAAAGACUACUGAUGAGACAGACGAAUGUCACCGGAUAAUGACUACUGAUGACACAGACGAAUGUUACCAGAUAAUGACUACUGAUGAGACAGACGAAUGUCACCGGAUACUGACUACUGAUGAGACAGACGAAUGUCACCAAAUAAUGACUACUGAUGAGACAGACGAAUGUCACCGGAUAAUGACUAUUGAUGAAACAGACGAAUGUCACCGGAUACUGACUACUGAUGAGACAGACGAAUGUCACCAGAUACUGACUACUGAUGAGACAGACGAAUGUCACCGGAUAAUGACUACUGAUGAGACAGACGAAUGUCACCGGAUAAUGACUACUGAUGAGACGGACGAAUGUCACCAGAUAAUGACUACUGAUGAGACAGACGAAUGUCACCGGAUACUGACUACUGAUGAGACAGACGAAUGUCACCGGAUAAUGACUACUGAUGAGACAGACGAAUGUCACCAAAUAAUGACUACUGAUGAGACAGACGAAUGUCACCAAAUAAUGACUACUGAUGAAACGGACGAAUGUCACCGGAUAAUGACUACUGAUGAGACAGACGAAUGUCACCAGAUAAUGACUACUGAUGAGACAGACGAAUGUCACCAGAUAAUGACUACUGAUGAGACAGACGAAUGUCACCGGAUAAUGACUACUGAUGAGACAGACGAAUGUCACCGGAUAAUGACUUGCUGGUGA
Messenger RNA from Pecten maximus, 1455 nucleotides. Its product is annotated as cysteine-rich, acidic integral membrane protein-like. The record is from RefSeq and is a predicted model, not a curated record. Bases 1 to 1455 code for a protein of 484 amino acids. The transcript has a single exon. Lineage: Eukaryota; Metazoa; Mollusca; Bivalvia; Pectinida; Pectinidae.